Messenger RNA from Chondrus crispus (carragheen), 1000 nucleotides. RefSeq lists its product as hypothetical. NCBI's taxonomy places the organism in Eukaryota, Rhodophyta, Florideophyceae, Gigartinales, Gigartinaceae. The transcript is spliced from 2 exons. The record is from RefSeq and is a predicted model, not a curated record. The coding region runs from base 1 to 819 and encodes 272 amino acids.
AUGGCGUCUGUGGCGCACUUUUUCGAGGCUUUCAAGGAUGUCAUUCCGCUAAAGGAGAUCUCGGAGGAUACUUACGAAGAUUUGACCCCGAGCCUGCUCGAAGGCGCCGUAGUGGAGCCUGAAGUUGAUGCGCGCGCUUGCUUGGCCUUGCGCGAUCUUAUCAUGACUUUGCUCCUGACUAUCGGCGCCGCCACGAAGAAGAGCUUGGCGACGACUUGGUUUCAAAGCCUGCGAAUCUUGGUCGGAAGUAAUCGCGCCGCUUUCCUGGAUUGCUACGACCACCAUGAGAAUGUUUUGGGGAGGUUUGAGAACGGCCUGGAUUUCGUCACGAACGUGGAUUGGAACGUGAGGUUGGGCAUCAUGCUGAGUCUCUGCGAUGUGGCGGCGGAGACAUCUCAAAGCAUCAGGGACGCAAUCAGGGAGGCCGAAUUAGAGUGCACCCAUCAGAAGAACGCGAUCGAAGCGAAAGGGUAUCGUCUCCUUCCGAUGGGGCGGUGUAGCAAGAGGAGGGUUCACUACAAGGUCGGGAAAACGCGCAUCUACUCUGGGUACAAGAGAAAAGGAACUGGCGCGUUGUUGCCGGAGUGCUCUGAUUCGGAAUCGAUGAAGCAACUGGCAGCUGCCCUGGAAAGUACGCAGACGAUUCGGGAUCAGACCCUGGCCUCAAGGAUAAGAGACAUUCACCUAGCGCCGCUGAUAGAAUUGGAGGAAAAGAACAAGAAGAAACUAGAAAAGACAAGAUUAGCAGAGAUUCGAAAGGAAGAAUCUCGCCGACGAAACUCGGCGCGACCGAGAAGAUCGAAGGCAUCUUACUUCUGAACAUAUCGCGGAAAGCACAGGAAAUGAUUAAAACGUAGAGGCAGUUAGCCCCCAAUAGCUCCUCUGACAUCCCUACGCUAUCGCGGAUGAAGCUAGCCUAUGGGCUACAAAGGUACUGAAACAUACCAUUGAAAUGCCCUGUGCAGGAUAGAGAGCAUCAUCUAAAGAACUGUACACCGAU